Messenger RNA from Pollicipes pollicipes, 1142 nucleotides. Its product is annotated as E3 ubiquitin-protein ligase Hakai. Bases 267 to 1142 code for a protein of 291 amino acids. Gene Ontology annotation, biological process: regulation of cell adhesion; protein ubiquitination. The transcript has 8 exons. The record is from RefSeq and is a predicted model, not a curated record. Lineage: Eukaryota; Metazoa; Arthropoda; Thecostraca; Pollicipedomorpha; Pollicipedidae. Gene Ontology annotation, molecular function: ubiquitin protein ligase activity.
UUAGAAGCACGCCGCAGUUUGGGGUAUUUGUAAAUUUUCAGUCAAUCAUUGUACCCCAAACAUAAAAAAUUUCAACAGGUGCCCGUCGAAGUGCUUUUAUUUGUAACAAUUCUCAGUUAGAUGGUAUUUUCAAAGUCAUUGUUCCAUCUGUUGCAAUUAUCAUUUUGAUCAACUAGCAUUUCGGAGAGAAACAUCAAUGCGUGGUGGACGAUGGCUUGAUCAGUGGGGGCUGAAUAAUCUGGAAGCUGCACCCUGCCAGCCAGAGGAUGGAUGAUGCCAGAAGCUAUUCCAUGCGCCCAUCUAGCCGAGGUGGUCGGGAUCUGGCCACCAUGAAGCCGCGAGGCAGGGCCAGAACUCGGAUACGUCGGUCUAAGGUGAUCGACAGCGACGACGAGUCACUGUGUGAGCCGACCGCGUCCGAUGGUCCGCCGUCUCCCGACCGACCGGGACCGCCCCGGCCGCACGUGUUCGACAUGGAGGCGGACAUCUCGCAGCUGGAGCCGGCCACCUUCACCACGAUCCAGCGCGGCCAGCCGGAGCCCAUGCUGCGCCUCUCGUGGCACCACAAGGUGAACUUGAUCGCAGCAAAGGUGCUCAAUCCUUUGAUAUAUCUCUGUGAGAAAUGUGACUGCCCAAUACUGGCGUACGGCAGAAUGAUUCCGUGCAAGCACGUGCUAUGCUACGACUGCGCCAAGGUGCAGGACAAGUGCUGGCGGUGCGGCGACCGGGCGGUGCGCGUGGAGCGCGCCGGCCUGGGCAAGCUCUACAUGUGCCUGCACGACGGCAAGCGCUACGACAACAACGGCUGCCGGCGCACCUACCUCAGCCAGCGCGACCUGCAGGCGCACAUCAACCACCGGCACCGCUCGCACCCGCUGGAAUAUGGAUCGGCCAAGACGACGCUGCCGUCCAUGAAGCAGCAGCAGAUUCCCGUGAUGACUACGCAGCGCAGCAGCAACCUGAUCACCAUCCCGAUCCAGGGCCAGGAGGCGAUGCAGGAGACGCCGCCGCCGCUCCAGCAGCAGCAGCAGCACCCGGCGUACGUCGGCUACCAGGCGCCGCCGCCGGCGCAGCUCGUGCGGCGGUUCUCCGGUUAUCAUGAGGCUGCCGUUUCCAUCUUUUUCCUCAACUUUCCCACCUAG